Messenger RNA from Antechinus flavipes (yellow-footed antechinus), 4621 nucleotides. It is a transcript of the gene COG3, whose product is annotated as component of oligomeric golgi complex 3. The transcript is spliced from 23 exons. The coding region runs from base 275 to 2758 and encodes 827 amino acids. Gene Ontology annotation, cellular component: cis-Golgi network; membrane; COG complex. Gene Ontology annotation, biological process: intracellular protein transport; Golgi organization; intra-Golgi vesicle-mediated transport. The record is from RefSeq and is a predicted model, not a curated record. NCBI's taxonomy places the organism in Eukaryota, Metazoa, Chordata, Mammalia, Dasyuromorphia, Dasyuridae.
UCAAACGGAAACACCUGUUCCCGGAUUUGAAGCCACGUCCUUGUUGGCUCUCCUCCGCCCCCCGGCCCCUCUUGCUCAGAAGCAUUUCCGGGGCCAGAGUGUUUCUCCCCGCCUCCAGCUGCUCCGGUGUAGUGCUGGAAGCCCCCGGCCUCCCGGAAGUGCCCGCCCCCUAGUGCGUGUCCCCGGCUCCCCGGUUCCCCUGCUCCCCGCCUCCCCUCGGCUGCUGCUGCUGCGGGUACUGUGGCUGCUCUGGGCCCCGGCGGCGGCGGCGGCGAUGGCGGAGGUGCUGCUGCUGCCGGAGGCGGCGGCGGGGGACCGGGACACCCGCGAGAAGCUCGCCCUCUGGGACCGGAGGCCCAACCCCACGGCGCCACUCACCGACCGUCAGACGGAUUCGGUGCUGGAGCUGAAGGCGGCGGCGGAGAACCUGCCGGUGCCGGCCGAGCUCCCUAUUGAAGAUUUGUGUAGCUUAACAUCCCGAUCAUUGUCCAUCUCUCUGACUUCAACUGUGCCAGAAUCUACAGAGGAUAUUCUUUUGAAAGGAUUUGCUUCUUUAGGCAUGGAAGAAGAAAGAAUUGAAACUGCCCAGCAGUUCUUCUCGUGGUUUGCACAGCUACAAACCCAGAUGGAUCAAGAUGAAGGAACGAAAUAUAGACAGAUGAGGGAUUACUUGUCUGGGUUUCAGGAGCAGUGUGAUGCUAUACUGAAUGAUGUUAACAGAGCUCUUCAGCAUCUGGAGUCUUUGCAGAAACAGUAUCUUUUUGUGUCCACGAAGACAGGUACUCUGCAUGAAGCUUGUGAACAGCUCCUGAAAGAGCAGUCAGAACUGGUUGACUUGGCUGAAAAUAUUCAACAAAAACUUUCUUAUUUUAAUGAAUUGGAAACUAUUAACACGAAAUUGAAUUCCCCUACAUUGUCUGUGAACAGUGAAGGAUUUAUCCCCAUGCUGGCUAAGUUAGAUGAUUGUAUAACCUAUAUUUCUUCUCAUCCUAAUUUCAAAGACUACCCUAUAUACUUACUUAAAUUUAAGCAAUGCCUUUCUAAAGCUAUGCACCUUAUGAAGACUUACACUGUGAACACACUACAGAACCUCACAAGUCAGUUAAUUAAACGGGAUCCUUCAUCUGUGCCAAAUUCAGACAAUGCCUUCACUCUAUUUUAUGUAAAGUUUCGAGCUGCUGCUCCAAAAGUCAGAACUCUCAUUGAACAAGUAGAGCAACGAUCUGAGAAAAUUCCAGAAUACCAACAACUUUUAAAUGAAAUCCAUCAGUGCUACCUUGAUCAAAGGGAACUUCUGCUGGGCCCUAGUAUUACUAGUACUGUAACUGAGUUAACAAGUCAGAACAACAGAGAUCAUUGUGCCUUGGUUCGUAGUGGCUGUGCCUUCAUGGUUCAUGUAUGUCAAGAUGAACACCAGCUUUACAAUGAAUUUUUCACAAAACCAACAUCAAAAUUAGAUGAACUUUUAGAAAAACUGUGUGUGUCCUUGUAUGAUGUCUUCAGACCAUUGAUCAUUCAUGUUAUUCACUUGGAGACUCUGUCUGAACUUUGUGGAAUUCUUAAAAAUGAGGUGCUUGAGGAUCACGUACAGAACAAUGCCGAACAGCUUGGGGCAUUUGCAGCUGGAGUAAAACAGAUGUUAGAAGAUGUACAAGAGCGACUGGUCUAUCGGACUCACAUUUACAUUCAGACAGACAUUGCUGGCUACAAACCAGCCCCAGGGGACUUAGCUUAUCCUGAUAAGUUAGUCAUGAUGGAGCAAAUUGCACAGAGUUUAAAAGAUGAACAAAAGAAGGUACCCUCAGAAACCUCCUUUUCCGAUGUUCGGUUAGAAGACACACAGUCUAACAGCCUGAAUAAAUCUGGCACAGGAGACUCUCUUAAUCCUAGACCGCAGGCCACAAUUUCACCAGCAGAUCUUCAUGGAAUGUGGUAUCCCACUGUCCGAAGGACGCUUGUAUGUCUCUCUAAAUUAUACAGAUGCAUAGAUAGGGCAGUGUUCCAAGGAUUAUCCCAGGAAGCAUUGUCGGCUUGCAUUCAGUCAUUACUGGGCGCUUCAGAUUCAAUCUCAAAAAAUAAGACCCAGGUUGAUGGACAGCUUUUCUUAAUUAAGCAUCUUUUGAUUCUUCGUGAACAAAUUGCUCCAUUCCACACUGAAUUCACCAUUAAGGAAAUUUCCCUGGACCUUAAGAAAACUAGAGAUGCAGCAUUUAAAAUCCUGAACCCUAUGACUGUUCCAAGAUUUUUUAGGCUGAAUAGCAACAAUGCUUUAAUAGAGUUCUUGUUGGAGGGUACUCCUGAGAUAAGAGAACACUAUCUUGACUCUAAAAAAGAUGUAGACCGACAUCUGAAGUCAGCAUGUGAGCAGUUUAUUCAGCAGCAGACCAAGCUGUUUAUAGAGCAGCUGGAGGAAUUCAUGUCAAAGGUUUCAGCAUUAAAAACAAUGGCCAAUCAGGGAGGUCCCAAGUAUACUCUCUCUCAGCAGCCCUGGGCACAACCAGUCAAAGUCAAUGACCUGGUGUCAAGUGCCUACAAGAUGAUAAAAACAAAGCUACCAUUGACACUGAGAAGCAUGUCACUAUACCUCUCCAAUAAAGAUACAGAGUUUAUCCUGUUUAAGCCUGUUAGGAAUAAUAUUCAACAAGUAUUCCAGAAGCUCCACGCCUUGUUAAAAGAAGAGUUCAGCAGUGAAGAUAUCCAGAUCAUAGCUUGUCCUUCUAUGGAACAGGUGAACUUGCUGCUGUCGGUGUCCAAAUAAUGAAGUCCCUUGAACUGUUGUAAACAAAUGAAGGUUUGCCAGGCUGGAGCAGGGCUAAGGAUUCACCCAUAUGACCUGCAAGACAUUGGGGGGGUUUGUGGUGAGAUCCCCCAGGGCCCAUAGCUUACUUGAAAGUCCUCUGUGCUUCUCAGCAUUGAUUAUAGAAUAAGAACUAAAGGGUAAAAAGUACCAGAAAUGCCAAAGAUUGACUCGCAACAUAGUUCACUGCCUAAUGUUUUUAAAAUGGCUAUAUGAUAUGCAACUGUUAGAAGUUAAUCUGUGGACAUGCAGUGAAAUGAUUCCUGGAGAAAAUAUGUGCAAUGAAAGUAGGUUACUAGUUAGGAGUAGUGAAGAAAAACCUUGAGCAAGUUAAUUAGAAAGCUUCUAGGAGCAUGGUUGUCUACAGUGUUAGACGUUGUUGAACAGGUUCCCAGAAAGGCUAUUCAUAACACUGUGUAAUGUUCUGUUUCUGACGCCACUUUGUAGCAAAGAUGGGGUAUUCUGGGAGAUAGUCUGCUUUCCUUAGAAUUCAGGGAAUUAUCUUUCUAUGUUUUAUGUAAAGUAGUUGAAAAAAGCAGGUCCUGCAACAAGGCCCUGGCAUCCCUCCUUGCUCCUUAGACUGCCUUAUUGGAGAGCUGAUGGAGAAGAGAGAGCUGCUGCCAGCUCAUAAUGGGCAUGGGAGGUAUCUCUAAUGAAAAUCUACAGUGUUCAAUUGCAGGUGUUUGCGAGCAGCAAGUCCCAAUUAAAGCAUCUUGUGCUUGGGGAGAGCUCUUCUAUGUGGGGGCGAUGGGUUACACGCCUUGGGGUGCACUAACUUCACUUGAAUAGCCCCUUGAAGAGUAAAUGCUUUCAUGGUCUCUGCAGUCACAUGACGAAUCUGUAGCUCUUUUUUAGUGGAUUAAAUCUUGGUGAAGGAGAUAAGAAAGAUGGAGGUAGAUGACAAACACUUUAAAACUCACUGCUAUAUAUCAGGGAUCAUAAAAGAAAUGAUGCACAUCUACAAAUUGCUACAAAAGCAUAGCUCGUGAUUUAGUCUGGGUUUGCAACCAAAGUUAUGUAGUAGAUGUGGGCUUGUUUGGGGAAAGAGGGGAAGCUUCUUUAGGGCUAGUCCAACAUUUGUCCAGAAUGAAGUGCUGAGCAGGACUCUGGCUUGUGAGUAGGCUCUGAUGUGCGGGUAAUGGCUAUCCCUCUUUGUACAGAGAUUUUUACACAGCAUUUUGCACACCUUUAACGGCUCCUGCUCAUUGUGUAGAGCUAUUACAUGUCCUGACGUCCGUUAGAGCGGGUCAUCUGUUUUUCAAGUCAAUUUACAUUUGUUGUAGGGUUUGCUUGAUUAGCUGACUUUUAAGAAGGGAGGUUGAGAGAAGUUCAGGCUUGUUUUCUGAAAUGAACUAAGAGGGAAGAUGUAUUUAUUCUUCCACUUAUUGUUAUACAUAUAUGUUUAAGGACAAAGACUGUAAAAUAUCCAUUUUGUAUAAUAUAUGUAUAUUUGAUCUUUUUGAAUAGCCUUUUCCAAGAGAAAUGAGGGCAUGAUUGCUGUAUAGUAGUACUAUGACUGAUUUAAUUACUUGUACAGAAGAGGGUGUAUUCUUAAGGGUCAAAAUGUUUAGCAGCACUCAUUCUUGUGUUUUGAAUUUUUCAUUUCUGAAAUACUUAAAACACCUCUCAAAGUGCUGAAUAGUAGUGAUCAGACAUUUGCUAAAUGAAUAUUUGUUUAAAUCUGUACAGUUUCAAGUGUUUACUUAUACACAUAGUGUAUAUACUUUCAAAUGAUUAAUUUAAAAUGCUUUAUAUUAUCUGGCUAGGAUCUUGCAGUUUUUAAUAAAUGUGGAUUUUUAAAAAAAUAAAGAUUUUACUUCCUAA